Molecule: messenger RNA, 1125 nt
Organism: Durio zibethinus
Lineage: Eukaryota; Viridiplantae; Streptophyta; Magnoliopsida; Malvales; Malvaceae
Source: RefSeq, a predicted model, not a curated record
AUGGCGAGCUCCAAUGUAGCAACUCGUUGGAGAGAGCUAAGUGGCCAGAAAAACUGGGAUGGUCUAUUGCACCCUCUGGAUCUUGAUCUCCGCCACUAUAUUAUUCACUACGGUGAAAGAGCUGGAGCGGUUGGAGACCUCUUCAACAAUAAAAAGGAAUCUAGCGGGUUCGGACAUAGCUUAUACCCGAAAGAAGAGUUUUUCUCGGGGGCUUGUCUUGAAAAGGGAAAUAAAUUCAAGCACAGCGUGACCCACUUCUUUUAUGCAGGCUCAGAUGCUGUUGAGUCUGCAUGGUUUGGAUAUGUGGCAGUGACCACAGAUGAAGGAAAGGCUGUUCUGGGAAGGAGGGAUAUUUUGGUUGCUUGGAGAGGAACCAUAACAGACUCAGAGUGGUUUAAUAAUGUAAACUUUUUCCAAACAUCCGCUUCAGAAUUAUUCGGGACUGACAACCAAGCUAUGGUGCACUCCGGCUUCCUUUCUCUUUAUACUGGAACAAGGUCAGAUUCUGCUCACAACAAGACUAGUGCCAGACACCAGGUUCGAGAUGCGGUAAGGGAACUGGUGAACAAGUAUCAAGAUGAGGAAAUAAGCAUAACUGUAACAGGCUUUAGCUUAGGCGCAGCACUUGCGACUCUAAAUGCAAUGGACAUAGUUGCCAAUGGAUAUAACAAGCCCAAAGACAAUGCACAGAAGUCGUGCAUGGUCACAGGUUUCGUAUUUGGAGGUCCAUGUGUUGGAAACGAUGGUUUGAAGGAAGUAUUUAAGAGACUUGGUGCUCAUGAUCUUCAUCUUCUACGCAUUACAAAUGCCAGAGAUCCCGUUCAUCGACUUCCAAUUGGUUCCUACAUCCAUUUGGGAGAAGAGUUAAAAAUUAACUCCACAAAGUCAAACUACUUGAAGUGGAAUGUUAGUGCUCACAAUAUGGAGAUAUACCUGCAUGGAGUUGCAGGCGUACAAGACGAAGGAUUUCAUCUGGAAGUUGAUCACGAUGUUGCACUUGUAAACAAAUAUUUAGACCGCCUGAAAGACAAGCAUAAAAUUCCUCCUAACUGGUGGGAAGGUGAGAAUCGCAAAAAUAUGGUUCAAGCAGAUAAUGGCCAUUGGACGGUUAUAAUUAAAGAAUAA